GCCUGAGUGAGGCGGCAGUUGGAGGCGCUCGCGGAGGUGGGCGGGGCUUGGGCGGAGAGCCCGGCUUGGCCUACCUGGCAGGGCUGGCUUGAGGAGAGCGACCGCGCCGUCUCCCCUCCCCUCACCCCAACCCUGCGAGAUCUGCCAGGAUGUCCGGCCACAACUGGAGCCAGAAGACACAAACGAGGGAGGAAGAGGAGGAGGAAGACCCUUUUGACCAGAUGAUCCAGCGGACGGGCUGUGCCACUUUCCACUACGCCGUGAUGGAGUGCAUGGCAGAACACCAGGACUGGCGCAAGUGCCAGGAGCAAGUGCAGAGUUUUCGGGCCUGCAUGACGGAACAUCAGAAGCAGAAAGCGGAAGAGGUCAAGCGGAGGCAGAAGCUGCACCAGACCGCCAGCUGACCGAAGGGAAGCAGGGGAGUCGCCUGCUGGACUCCAAAGCUUCGGAGCAAUGCGAGCCCAGCAGGGCUGGCGCUGGACGAAGCCACCAUCGGUUGAGAAAUUUGGAAAGAGCUAAAUUUUGUAGACAAAAGAUGUGUCCACCCUCAGACCCGUUAAUACAAAAAUGGAGCGGCGUCCUUUUUUUGCUUUUAAUAAGAUAAAUGGCGUAUUCUUUUC
This is a messenger RNA of Ahaetulla prasina, 620 nucleotides long. Its product is annotated as cytochrome c oxidase assembly factor 4 homolog, mitochondrial. NCBI's taxonomy places the organism in Eukaryota, Metazoa, Chordata, Lepidosauria, Squamata, Colubridae. Gene Ontology annotation, cellular component: mitochondrial intermembrane space. The transcript is spliced from 2 exons. Gene Ontology annotation, biological process: mitochondrial respiratory chain complex IV assembly. The coding region runs from base 150 to 404 and encodes 84 amino acids. The record is from RefSeq and is a predicted model, not a curated record.